GGAGCAGAGGAGCAGAGGAGCAGUAACAGUAACAGUAACAGUGACCCAGGAGGAGCAGGAGGAGCACAGUCAUGGGGAAGCUUCAGGAAUUCGACAUCACUUUCGCCAACAACAAGGUGGUUUACGGUUCCGGAGAGUCCGUGAGCGGAACCGUGAAGAUCCGGACCUGCACUUCUGUGCCGUACAAAGCGAUCAAGGUGAGCUGUCAAGGCUCGUGUGGAAUCUCCAACAAAGUGAACGAGACGUCGUGGAGCGUGGAGGAGCAGUACUUCAACAGAACGCUGUCUGUGGCUGACAGAGGAACGCUGACGGCAGGCGAACACAGUUUCCCGUUCCAGUUUCUCAUUCCAGCUGCUGUCCCGACUUCCUUCGAGGGACCGUUUGGGAAGAUUUCUUACCGCGUGGUGGCAACCAUCGACACGCGGCGCUUCUCUAAGGACUACAAAAUCAAGAAACCCUUCUAUCUACUCAACCUGCUCAACCUCAACGAGGUGCCGGACGUUGAACAACCGAACUGUGCGGUGACGACAAAGAAGUUCAGCUACCUCCUGGUGAAGACGGGGACGCUGAUGCUGAGAGCUCGCAGUGACCUGAGGGGCUACGUUCCUGGUCAGGUCAUCAAGUUAGCGACUGAGAUCCACAACAAGUCUGGGAAGGACACGGGAUGUGUACUGGCCAGUCUCAUACAGAAAGUGACCUACAAGACCAAGCGACCCUUGUUUGACCUGCGGACCAUCGCUGAGGUGGAAGGAGCCGGAGUGAAAGGAGGAAAACACGCAGAGUGGAGGGAGCAGAUCAUCGUCCCUCCUCUUCCUCAGUCAGCGUUAGCCGGCUGUAGCCUCAUAGACAUCGACUAUUUCAUCCAGGUGUCGCUAAAAUCUCCAGACGCAGUCGUCACUCUGCCCAUUUACAUCGGCAACAUCGCUGUGAACUUGUCUCCGUCGAGGACUAUCCCCUCCACUCCAGACCACUGCGGUGCCGCGGGGGUGACACCCAGUGCCCCGCCGGUGGAGGAGGAGCCAGUGGAGGGCGCAGGUGGCAUGGUCAGUGAGGAGAUCCCGACAAAGAGUCACUCUCAGCAGGAUCCCUCAGGUCAGCCGGUCACCAUGUCGCCCAGCGCCUAUAGCUAUGCGCCGGGUGCAGCGCUGCCUCCCAGCCACAGGCGGCCCGACGCGUCCGCACCUCUGUUCUGUGUUUCCACCGGGGCAACCAUUCCAUUCUUCACAGAGGGAGAUGUGACUCCCAUACCUACUUCCUGUUCCCUCAUUCUCCCUCCAGAGUACAGCAGCUGUGACUACCCUCAUGAGCCGCCGCCCACUUACGAGGAAAGCUGCAGUAAUGCCAACUCCAGCUUCAACAACGGACAGUAGACAGCUGGUGAAGCCCACUCGCACCUGUCUGGGGUGAAAGGCGGUGGACGGAAGCCCCAACACCCCAAAGAUUUAGUCCCGUUGUCCUCCUUGUCCUGUACUGUUUUAGAAAAAAUGGACCUUAUCUUAUAUUAAAUAUAAGAAUUUUAAUUUCAGGAUCGUGACAGACAUACUGGGUGAUCAUCACUGUGCCUAAGAGACAUCUUUUGGAUUGACACGGAGGAUGGACGGACGUGUGUCCUUCUUGGGGCGGGGGAAAAUGUUUCUUCUUUUUUUAAAAUAAUUGUUGCAUCUGUGAUGCUUAGAAAAUGUCUUCAGUCGGAAGUCUGAAGACACCCAAAGUCCUACUGCUGUGUGUGUGUGUGUGUGUGUGUCCUCUUCAUCAGCAGGACACAAUCGUCUUCACUUAAUGGGAUAGUUCAUGUUUUCUGAAGGGUGUUUGAAUGAGGUUUUGACAGAGACCCAGCCUGGGCUUAGCUUUGACUAAACAAUAUGUUCACUGUUUUAUCUCGCUGUUAGACGGCCUUUUUUUAACAAAUAAAUGUACGUUUUUGUCACUUUGUAAACCCCUCUCUCUCCCACACCAAAGCCCAUUGAGAAAAUCAGCAAAUUAAUGUCACAGCUCACAUUAGUUGUUGAUCACUGAGUUCAAAUGUGUUAUUUUGUGACUUGGGUGUUUGAAAUCCUUAUUUCAGAUUUACCCCAGUGACACAAACAUACCAAACGAGGCAGCAGUACAGCAGCAGCUCCCGUUUCCCCCUGUGAGAUAAAAAUGCUUGUUUUUGUUGGGCUUUGGUGCGGGAGAGUACACGCUUUACAAUUUUCCGUUUCCUGUUAGAAAAGACUAACGGUGAGAUAAAGCAGCACUAAUUAGACCUGUCAGGAUGGACCAGGCCCCAUAAAACUAAUUUAAAGCCCUUUGUGUAUCUUUUAGUGACCAUCUUAACAGUUCCAACCAUUGUACUUUUUAAAUCCAUCACAGAAAGGCGUUAAUGAGGAAUGUUUUCUUAUUUAUAAAUAUAUAAAAAUGACUGUGCAACCAAAAGAAAAAAAAAGAUUUAAAAUUGUUUUAUUGACCCAAAUUAACCACUUCCAAUAUUUACAUAUUGGUUUAUGUUGAAAAUAAGUUGUUUUUUUUUCUGUACCAGAUGUUGAUACAAUGUAAAAACUUAAAUUUAAAGAAGACCACGUACACUGACAUGCUCUGGUUUGGUGGUAAAUAAAUCACAUUGUUCGUACAUUCAA
This is a messenger RNA of Solea senegalensis (Senegalese sole), 2615 nucleotides long. It is a transcript of the gene arrdc1b, whose product is annotated as arrestin domain containing 1b. The coding region runs from base 72 to 1370 and encodes 432 amino acids. Gene Ontology annotation, biological process: protein transport. The transcript is spliced from 8 exons. Lineage: Eukaryota; Metazoa; Chordata; Actinopteri; Pleuronectiformes; Soleidae. Gene Ontology annotation, molecular function: ubiquitin-like ligase-substrate adaptor activity; ubiquitin protein ligase binding. The record is from RefSeq and is a predicted model, not a curated record. Gene Ontology annotation, cellular component: cytoplasm.